This is a messenger RNA of Chara braunii, 4512 nucleotides long. Lineage: Eukaryota; Viridiplantae; Streptophyta; Charophyceae; Charales; Characeae. The record is from the annotation of a GenBank genome assembly.
GCUAGGCAAGAUUUUUUUCGGUUAUCAGUAGAGAUGGGGCCGUUCGAGGGGAACUGGGCGGAGGAGCUGGUCGAGAUACUAAACUGCCUUAGCAUAGACAAUAUCUUUGUCCCUAGCGCUGUGCAUUGGGGGAUAGUCUACAGGAAUGUGGCAAUAGGGGAAACGUUUCUAGAUGGGGUAAGGGAGUUGGUAUACGACGAGGAGGACGACUUCAGUGAUGAAGACGAAGAUGAAGAGAUAGAGGACUAACUAGGCAAAAUGGCAGCGGAGGAGGAGACAGAUCACCGUAAGAGUGAAGGAGAACCAGGCUUAGGAGGCAGUGCCGCACAAAGCGAAGGGGGGCAGAAGGACAGAGAAUCGAUAAAUCCGGAUGGUACCAAAGGGAACCAGAAGGAAAUCUCCACAGGAGAAAGCUUGGGGAAAGCCGGGGGAAGCAGGCAAGGCACCCAGGGGACCAAGGAAGGCAGAACUAAGGAUAGGACAAACCCCCGAAACUCUGAAGGAGCCAUGCCUAAGAAAGUGAGGGUCACGGACACGAGGCGCAAAUUGGCCGAGAUAGACAAGAGGACCGCGGAAUACAAGGCAAGAUUGAUUGAGGAAAUGAUGACUGGGAACGAAGAAGGUCCUCUGCAGGAGGAAUUCCGGGACGAACGGAAAGCCAGCCAAGGUGGAACUGGACAAGGGGAUAAAGGUAGUGACCGUGGGGGAACGCCGAGCAAGAGAAGGAAAGAGAGAGAGAACUCUCCGGGGAUGGAAGCAGAAAAGGCUACAACUCCGCCAGCCAUGGAUAGUAGGGCUAGCCGCCUGCCGAUCACGCCAGCAAUAGCACGAGGAUGCGAAGGACUUUGGAGCCUUAAGGAAAGAGUGUUGGGAUGGUUUGACCCGGAAGGAACUAUGAAAACCAGGGAGGGACAGAAGGCCGACAAUGAAAGUCCGGAUAACAGUAUGGCAAGCGAGGCCAGCACCUCCGAGGGCGGCCUUAAGAAGAUAGUGUCGUCCCUCGCGCGAGCGCUAAACAAAAAUCAAGGCUAUCUGGCGGACGCCAAGAAAAAGUUGACUUUCAAUGAAGCAAACAUCACGGAGUUUCUAAUUGACAACGAGAACCUAGCUGCGUUACUAAAGUGGACCAAGGAGGAAAAGAUGGACCAUCUAGGACAGCAUGUGUCGUUAAGCCUAGAACGGGACAUAAUGGUCAUUGUAGCCGCAAGCCGGUCUUGGAAGGAGACCCGGGAUGUGAUGAUGAGGAAGUACCUAGCUGCAGAGAAAAUGGUAACGGAGGCCGACCUAGCGGCAGUUCAGAGGAAGAACUUCGCAACAUACAAUGAUUUCCUACGGGAAUUUACUCUAGUAGCACUAAGGAUCCCCGGGGUCAUGGACCGGAUAAUGAGCCAAUAUUUCCUUAGGCAGUUCUCCGAGUUCGACAAAGACAAGAUCCUGUCAGCUUACCAACAGACGAGCAAGUUCGUAAAUACGCGAGAUGUUGAUUUUAGCACGGUAACGGAUAUGGCUGAGAAAACGGUAGUAACAGAGACGUUGGCCUUGCUCAAGGAAGGAGAGAUCAUAGAUCUGACCGGAGAAGUAACAGACCUCCUUCGAGCAAAGAUGGACUCCUUCGUUGCGAAGCCUACGGCGUCGCCAUACGCAAACCGGUGGUUCGUCUUUCGGAAGCCUAACAAGACACUAAGGUGGAUUCAGGGCCUGCAGAAGUUGAAUGCGGUAACCAUCCGGGAUGCUGGCUCGCUACCUCAGGCUGACUUAUUAGCAGAAUCGCACGCCGGUCGGAGCAUUUACUCCCUUAUAGAUCUGUACUCAGGGUACAACCAACUUCCGUUGGAUGUGCGGGACAGGCCAUACACCGCUAUGCACACCCCCGUAGGCCAACUACAGAUGCAAGUGACCCCUAUGGGAUUCACAAACGCGGUGGCCGAAGCGCAACGCAGGAUGCUCACCGUGGCCGGGGACAUGUUCCCCGAAAAAUAUGAGCCUUACAUCGAUGACAAUCCGAUCAAAGGCGCGCAGGAGAAGGACGAGACGGAAGUCCAUCCGGGGAUCCGACGUUUUGUGUGGGACCACCUGCAGGACAUCAAGGACUUAUUCCGCCGGUUCCUAGUAUACAACAUUACGGCGAGUGGACCAAAGAGUAUCCUAACAGUACCGAAGGUAACUAUACUAGGAUUCCGUUGCGGUGCUUACGGCAGGAAACCGGAUCCGGCAAAGACUGACAAGAUAUCACAGUGGCCGACACCAUUGCGCACGACGACGGAGGUAAGGGCAUUCCUAGGCGUAGUCGGCUUUUCGAGGAUCUUCAUUAAGAACUUUGCCAAGAUUGCUGAGCCUAUUCGGGCUAUGAUCAGGGAAGAAGGAACCAUGGAUUGGACGGAGGAGCGAGAAGGAGCUGUCCAAAGGCUCAAGGACAUAUUGACAUCUGAGACAGUCGCCCUGUCCGYGCCUUGUYUUAAUGACGAAGUGGGACGACCCUUCGUCCUAGAGACAGAUGGAGGACCUUUGGCCGUAGGAGGUGUGUUGAUUCAAAGGGAUGAGGGAGGAAAAGAGAGGCCGAUUAGGUUCGAAAGUAGAACGCUGAACUCCGCAGAACGGCGGUACUCGCAAUUCAAGAAGGAAGUCCUAGCCAUCCUGCAUUGCCUUAAGACCUUCCAUGCCUACCUAUUUGGGAGGCGGUUCAUCUUAAGGAUCGAUCCGACGAAUGUCGUAGGGGCUCUAAAAAAUUACAGGCCUAUAGAUCCGACGGUAGGGAGAUGUGUAGGAUUCAUAUGGCAGUUCGAUUACAAGAUCGCACGGAUUGUUGGAAUCCGCAACAAGGCAGAUGGGCUAAGUCGGGUUUGCAUCACUCCCGAAGAGAUGGAGGAUGCAGAGCCCAUAGACGCCUUCCUCGAAUACGAAGGAGGGACUCUCGCGGUGGAUAACGAAAUGAUGAGCGAGGGAUGCACAUCGGGAGAACUAUUGAUCCAGACUUUGGAGAAGAGGACACCUGCCGUAGUAGCAGAACUUAGAGAAGGACCAGUUACCACUCGAGGACGCAAAGAAGAAAAAGACUCAUGGGGAGCGAUAGUAGGACCGAAAGAGGAACUAAUGGCAAUGGCGGUSGMGGGRGGSCSSGAAGCAGUGAUGAGCUUAGUGGAAUCUUGGGAAAGGAAAGAGUUGCAAUGGGUGGUAAACCAGAUGCAAGAAGAAAAGGAUGGGGGCCAGGAAGGGGAGGAGUUUUUCUAUGUCCAAUCAUACGAAGGGCUCUUUCGGGAGGUCGGACUGUUGUAUAUCCUGGAUGCGCGAGACAACCUAAGCGGGUUCGUGGAGGCAGUCGCCCUCAAGAAAAAGACAGGGAGGAGUGUGGCGGACUGGAUAGAAGAUUUCUACUUGAAACAUCCGUUCGUCAGGAGGUUUAUAGCAGACAAUGGGACGAAAUUUGUGAACCAAGAAGUAUUGGGGAUGCUUAAGAGACUCUGCGUACCGAUCAAACUCAUCGAGCCGUAUCACCCUGAGGCCAAUGCACCUGUGGAAAGGGGGCACCGAACCUUGAAGAACACGAUUACAAAGCUCGCAGCAGACCAUCGGGGGAACUGGCCUAGGUAUCUUAAGCAGACUGUCUUUGCAGAGAAUAUGACUCCUAAAAUGACAACAGGAUGUAUCCCGGCAGAGCUUUGGUACGGAAGAGAGAUCGACUUUCUUGUGGAAGCCUUGAUACCUACCUGGAAUAGGUUAGAUGAUGAUCCGCAAAUGACCACUGAAGAGUUAAUCGAGGCAAGAUGUCAACAAAUCCUUAAGAAUGAGGAGGUCAUGGAAGACAACGCCAGCCGGGUGCUGGACAGCAGAAUGAGGGACAAAGCAAGGUGGGACCAGGUUAAGAAUGUCAGAAAGGAGCCACGUCAGAUAGAAAACGAGGAGGACGAGGAGGAGGAUGUGCGAGAAGUCAUAGAAAUCAGCAGCAGGGAUGAGAGGGAUGGGAUCUCGAGGCCUAGGGAAGAAGGGCGGCCUCCGAUGCACCAGCCGGGCGACGGGGCUUUCAGACGGGAGGACGAGUUUGGGCCAACGCCCAGUCAUUGGUUUCAGCAAUGGAUCAAUGUGAUCAGACACGAAUGGAUUAUCAAGACUCGGGAACUCGCAAGGGCAGAAGUGGAAGCCAUACUGCUGGACUUUUUUAACGAGGCAGAGUUACGAAAAAUUGUGAGGAUGAAAAGAGAAAUCGAGACCUACGGCCUGGGGAUUAGAAGGCCUGCCAAGGAACAGGGUGGACAAGGAACUGGGCAAAACGAGGCGCAAGGCAGCAAUAGGUACUAAGUGUUGACUUAGCAUUAAGAAGGAUCACUGUUUUUCUGUCUGCGGAGACAUGAGAAUGUCGAGAACGUGUACAGGCAGGGCAAGGUUGCUAAGGGUGAAGUGAAAAGAGGGUCAGUUGAGGCUGUGUCACGAUAAGAUAGAAGAUAAUUUUUCUUUUUUUCGAGGCUACCUUUUUGGAUGAGUUACCUUCGAUACAUAAAACAAAGACAUGGGAUUUGG